GUCAUGCAACAGAUCUAGCAAUGCAUAUAGCUACCUUUUGUAUGUUUUUUUUUUUAAUAUGCCGCAGAUUAUUUUGAUACCUUUUGAUAACUUAUACCGCCUGUGUCCCCUACCGUCUCUGCCUGUUGUAGUCGUGCAUCAGCUCACGUGUUUUUGUAGGUCCCAAUCCUGUUUUAUUUCUCUUUUAUAUAGCGUGAGCUGUUCAGUUUUCAUGCUCAUCCUUCACAGGAGGGUUCAGCUUCUACAGAUGACCCUUGUGGACUGUACUCGUGAAAAGUUCUCGAAAUACGAGCAGUUGUUGAAUGAUGCUGGACAGAAACCUGAGUUUUGGGAUGUCGUUGUGAUUACUGCAAGAGAUGAUUCUCAGAAGAGCAUAUUUGACUAUCAAAUCAGUCUGAAGAAACAAAGGCAUGAAGUCCCAUCCUUCGUCAAAUACAUUGUGAUCAGUGAUCCUCCUGGAGUAAAAGUUGGAAGUGGUGGCUCAACCCUACACUGCUUAGAGUACCUUGCUAAUAAUUUUGGUCAACAUAGUCUUAGUCAAUGGAAGGUACUCAUUAUUCAUGCUGGUGGUUUUAGUCAGAGGUUCCCAAGCCAAAGUGUGCUCGGUAAAGUGUUUCUAACUCUACCCUGCAGCAAGUAUCCUAUACAGAUGUUGGAGGCGCUUCUAAUGAUGUAUAUAAGUAUUCCUGGGAAAAUGAACUAUGGCGUUUUUAUUGCUGCCUCAGAUGUUAUAUUUCUGUUCAACGAAAAAGGAAAUUGGGAUUUUAGAGUUCCUGGAUUUGUUGCCAUUGCUCAUCCUGCUUCACUCAAGCUGGCAAAAAACCAUGGAGUGUUCAUACUAGAAGAUAUGAUAAGCCCAUGGGGAAAGUAUAGAUCUGAUCCCUCGUCUCCUGCAAUGGUCGCAACACCAAAGUGUUUUUUACAUAAACAGACAGCAGAAGUGUUAAAACAUAAAGGUGCUGUUAUUCCUGAUUCGGACUUAAUUCAUACCUACCAACUGUCCCGAUCUGAUACAUCAAUCAACUUGCCACCCAUCAGUCUCCAGAUCAGUGCACUGAUUCAUCCCGCACCACCAGUGUAUGUUGAUCUUGCAUUUUAUUUUGAUGUACCCACAGCACUUAAACUUAUACAGUUUUAUGCAGGUGUAAAGCCAUUGAAAUGUGAACUUGAGGCUUAUGCAGACUUUUUACAGCCACUAGGAUCUGCUUCAAGUGUUGAUUAUUAUGAACAGUCGUCAUACCCUGAAAAGGCCAGAGUACAACAAAAGUUAUUUGGAAUUUUGAAUGGGACACCUUUUAAAGUAGUGAUUUUUCAUGAGGCACAAUUCAACCAUUUGGGGACAAUUUCUGAAUAUUUACAUCAUAUCUGUGGCAAUGCAACAUUAAGAAGUGCAUAUCAGUUUGCUAACCAUCAUGGUACAGAAUAUGGUGAUGCAGAAAGACUUGACUGCAGUUUAAUUCAUUCUGUUCUUGGCGAAAGAUCAUGCAUUGAAGCAGGUACUGUAAUUGAGUACUGCAUUUUGGAAGAAGGAGUGUCGAUUGGGAGAAACUGUCUCUUGAGUAACCUUCACGUACCAAUGAAUGCAGUGAUCCCCAGCAACACAUUUAUUCACACAGUGACACUGUUGGUACAGCACGAAGUGUUAUAUGCAACCUGUGUCUUUGGUGUUAAUGAUGACCUUAAGAGAACAUUACCUAGAAGCUGCGCGUUUGAAUUGGAGUUUCUUAAUCUCCCUCUGACCUCAGUAUUAGGUAUAGGCACAAGUGAGUGUACUACAGAUGACUUAUGGCCAGCAAAUGGUGACUGCAACCUUUGGACUGCUAAAUUAUUUCCUGCCUGUUCUAGCAGAAAACAAUCCUGUGAAGCUGCCCUUUUAACGAUUGCUGCAAUUAAAGAAAAUGGUUUAUUCACUUUCUUAAGAGGAUUUACAGUGCUUGUAUCCAUGGAAGAUGUGAUGGUGCUAAAAACAGGAACAUCUAUGCUAGAUUUUCAAUUAGGUUUACAAUCAAAAAUGUUGUCAUAAUUUGUACAAAUGAUUUUUCCUCUGUAGAAGUAUUUUUUUGCCAACAGCAGCA
Geodia barretti is the source of this 2075-nucleotide messenger RNA. The record is from the annotation of a GenBank genome assembly. Lineage: Eukaryota; Metazoa; Porifera; Demospongiae; Tetractinellida; Geodiidae.